AGCGUGUGCAAAAGCUAGAAAGUCAAGACUGUACUAUGGGGAAUUUGUUUUCUCUUUCCUCUUUUCCCAAUCUUCUUGUUUUCAACGCCAUCAGAUUCGUUUUCUUUCGGACCUGACGUCUUUUGCGUGUCAUCUGUCUUCAGCAGUUAAGUUUUUUUUGUCGAUUUUUAACUAUUAUCUUUCUAAUCUAGCUCAAACCUUACACACAGCAAAAGCGUCUUUUUUUUUUCAAUUCCGUGCUGUCUUUGUUUAACUUGGAUAUCGAAUUGCCUGUGGCAUUUAUCCGCCUGACCUUACUGGUGCACCUUUAUUUACCUUGCUUCACCUUGCCCUUUCCCAAUAAACCUCUCAUUUAUUGGGCUUCCCCCGCAUCCCUCUACGGGCCACCACCCCAAAAAAGCUAUCCUUAAUGGGUUGGGAACCCCCCAAGCUCCAAUUCGACGACACCGAUGAAGUGUUUCCCCCACCUCCGGAUUGGAAACCUCGCCGCAUUGAUCAAGAUGCAAUAACAUACCGUGAUAAAUAUGUCGUGGUAUACGAUUACAGUGAACUUGACCAGGACAAAGCUAUCCAGGAGCUCGGAGAGCUUAUCCGCGACCUCGAUUCCGUUGGUCUUCACACCGAAGUUCGCGCCGGCCACGAGCAGACCAUUCUUAUAUUCGUCAAAGCUCCCAGGGAGGUCCUCGGGAACUAUGUCUACAAGUCAAGGGUAAAAGAUUGGCUCUAUGGAGUUUCCAGCGAGCGCCCGGCGGUCGGGCCCAAGAACCAGAUCGUCGAUGGCGCUUUCGAGGCCGAGGACCUCCUGUCCAUGUUCCACCUGGUCAGCUGGAGUAAAAGCCUAGGUGGCGCAGGCAUCACGCCAGGCCUCGGCAAAUGGGAGAGAGUCAAGUCGAUUUUCCCUCUACACAACGAAAGGGUCAACCAGGGGCUGCUCAUCGACCUGAGCAAGCGCAUUUUCCUGACCAGGACCGACCUGGACCGCAUUCGGAACCUGUUCGGCGCAAAGGUGGCCAUGUACUUUGCCUUUUUGCAGACGUACAUUGUCUUCCUCUUCUUCCCCGCCGUCGCCGGCUUCCUGGCCUGGGCGGUGCUGCCAAAGUACUCUCUGGGCUUUGCUCUGCUCAUCGAGCUCUGGUGCAUCACCUUCCUCGAGUACUGGAAGCUGCAAGAGGUGGAUCUCAGCAUUAGAUGGACCGUCAGGGGUACCGGCGAACUCAAGGUUAACCGGCCAAAGUUCCAGCCUGACAAGAUCACCCGGGACGAAACCGGCGAGCUGGUGCACCACUAUUCGAAGUGGAAACAGGUCGUGUGGCAGAUUCCGCAGAUUCCUUUCUUCAUUGCAUCUCUCGUCAGCUUGGGAGGCAUUAUUGUUUUGGUGUUUGCGCUCGAGGUUCUGAUAUCGGAGGCGUACGAGGGUCCAUAUAAAUACUAUCUGGAAUACCUCCCUACCGUUCUCCUUGCUGUCCUUCUGCCCCGUAUCUCAGGCUUCUUAGAGGGUGUCACGACAACUCUCACUGAAUGGGAGAACCACCGAACUGCAGACACGUACGAAAUGUCUCAGACGCAGAAGCUUUUCGUGCUCAACUUCAUCAUCAGCUACCUGCCCAUUUUCUUGGUUGCUUUCGUAUAUGUACCUUUCGGGGACGUUAUUGUCCCCCAGCUCGAGGCCCUGGUUCACCGCUUCGUUUCAGCCAGCCACCUGACAUCGGCUUUCCACUCGGACCCGGAUAAGCUCCGUAACGAGGUCAUCGCGCUCACAGUGACUGGCCAAAUCACCGGGGCGGGCGAGGAGCUCAUCCUGCCGUACAUCAUGCACAAGGCACGAAGCUGGUACAGGGACUGGCGGUCCGCGCGCAUCUCGCGAACCAAGACGAUCGACUUCAAGACCAUCAUGGCGGACGACCCGGCCGAGACGGACUUUUUACGCCGGGCGCGCAACGAGGCCGACCUCGAGACCUACGAUGUACAGGCCGACUACCUCGAGAUGAUCCUGCAGUUUGGGUAUCUGGCCUUGUUCUCGCCCGUGUGGCCCCUGGUCCCCAUCGGAUUCCUGGUCAACAACUGGUUCGAACUGCGGUCCGACUUUAUCAAGAUCUGCCACGGCUCGCAGCGACCCGACCCGGUCCGCGCCGACUCGAUCGGGCCCUGGAUUGAAAGUCUCGAGUUCCUCACCUGGGCCGGCAGCAUCUCGACGGCGGCCAUCGUGCACAUCUUUGGCGACCGCGACACGUGGGGCGGCCACCUGCUGCACCGGGGCGAGUGGUGGUCCCUCCCUCUGACGGUGUUUGUGAGCGAGCACGUCUACCUGCUCUCGCGGGCCUUGGUGCGCAACGUGCUGAACCGCAUCGGGUCGGAGCAGAUCCGCCGCGAGCGCCGGGAGCGCUACGUCAUGCGCAAGCAGUUCCUUGCCGAGCUCGAGGCCAACAACAAGACCGGUACCGGGCUGGACGUCAAGGAGCGCGAGCGCCGCAAGUCGGUGCGCGUCACCGGCGCAGACCUCUUCUGGACCAAGCAGGUCGACGCCGAGCUCAGCUUGGAGGCCGGAGCAAACAUCAUUCGGACCAUCAAGGCCGACGCCGAGCAUCCCUCGGAUUUCGAGGUCAAGGAGGAGUGACUGUUCGACAGGCCAAAUUUGCAGUGGUGGAAUGGUUGUAAAAUCUUCAUUAUAGAAUGUUGAAAGAGAAGAUCGACGAGGAGAAAGAAUGAUAUAGUAUCCAAAAUACCGAUGUAUAUGGUGCAGCGGGAUAGCACUGGGGUCAAACUGGUUAUAAGGCAUCGCGGAUUCCCCUGGAUUAAAUGAACGAUUUUUAUUUGUUUUUCAUCUUUUUCUUUGUCACAAUGCAACUGAACUGUACAAUCAGUAUCAAUAGCAUACUUGAAGCUCGGAUUGAUUAAUAUGGCAGGGCAACCGAGCUUCAGUAUAUAAAAAAACAAGAACCCAAUUUGCGGUACUGGC
Pyricularia grisea is the source of this 2956-nucleotide messenger RNA. RefSeq lists its product as uncharacterized. NCBI's taxonomy places the organism in Eukaryota, Fungi, Ascomycota, Sordariomycetes, Magnaporthales, Pyriculariaceae. Gene Ontology annotation, cellular component: cortical endoplasmic reticulum. The transcript is spliced from 4 exons. Bases 410 to 2614 code for a protein of 734 amino acids. Gene Ontology annotation, biological process: chloride transmembrane transport. The record is from RefSeq and is a predicted model, not a curated record. Gene Ontology annotation, molecular function: chloride channel activity.